Molecule: messenger RNA, 2105 nt
Organism: Plectropomus leopardus (leopard coralgrouper)
Lineage: Eukaryota; Metazoa; Chordata; Actinopteri; Perciformes; Serranidae
Source: RefSeq, a predicted model, not a curated record
UUGUAAACAUCAUUAAAAAAGAGGUAUUUUUUCCACUUUUUAAUCACAGGAUGGGUUGUCAAAUAGUGCACAACUCACCACAUUUCAGAUCAGAUUGUGCGGUGCUUUGCUUGCCUUUGGGACGUUUUAGAGGUGCGUAAUUUUCUUUCCAGGGAGGCACAAUUUAGGGAUUAUUUUGGUGCUUAAAUCAGAAAUAAGAAUUAUUUCAAUUAUUUAUUGUACUUUAUUUUAUAUCUAAUUUAGGGGUGAUUUAAUGCAUAGCAUAAAUCAGAGGAAGCCGAUCACGUGCACGUUUCUAAAACAAAAAAAACACCAUUUCCCAGACAGCUUUGCUGUUAGAGCAACAAAGAUGGCGAUGCAGCUCGGUGUUUCAGGACGUGAUAAGAAUUGUGAAACGUACAACAGAUGAAUUAAAGGAGCGACAACAGGCACGGCACUGCAGACAAUUUACCACUGCGGGUCAACUACAUCACACUGAACUGUCCACGUUGGGGGUUAAUCGGAUAUAAUGCCUUCUCCCAAAGCUAAAAACCCCGUUCGCAGCGGAGGAAGCCCAGUGCUCGGCAGCUCCAACGGCCGCUAUGAGUUCAUGUCGCUGACUAAGCCGCUGAACCGGUCUUCUCCGCCGCAUCUCCUCCAGCGGCAGGGCUCCGACCCGACCACCGCCCGCCUCCGAGCCUCGGAGAGCCCCACUCGGCGCCGGGGCUCUAGCUCCUCCACGGGAAGCGGACAGGGGCUGCCAGAGGAGGACGGUAUACGGCUCAACCCUUCCUUCAUCCGCGUUGCGCUCAGCUCCCUUCUCGCCAUCGACCUGUGGAUGUCCAAGCGGCUGGGGGUGUGCGCCUGCGAGGACUCGUCCUGGGGGAGUGUGCGUCCGUUAAUGAAACUGAUAGAGAUAUCGGGACAUGGCAUCCCCUGGCUGGCUGGGACCGCCUACUGUCUGUACAAGAGUGACAGCGCUGCAGGACAAGAAGUCAUGCUCAACCUCCUCAUGGGUCUGCUGUUGGACCUCGUCCUGGUUGCCAUUGUUAAAGCAGUGGUACGUCGGCGUCGGCCAGCACAUAACCGCAUGGACAUGUUUGCCACCUUUUCCGUGGACCGCUACUCCUUCCCUUCAGGCCACGCUACCCGUGCUGCCAUGUGUGGGCGUUUCCUGCUGGCACACCUCGUGCUGGCCGCCCCGCUGAGGGUGCUCGUCCUGCUGUGGGCCGGCCUGGUGGGGCUGAGCCGAGUGAUGCUGGGCCGGCACAAUGUGACAGACGUGAUGUUUGGCUUCUGGAUGGGUUACUGCCAGUAUAACCUUGUGGAGAUGUUGUGGCUCUCACCUCAAACGCUGCAAGGGCUGCUGGGACAGUUAGCCUAAUAUAAAGGAUUGAAGGAGGAGGAGACAAGGCGGUUAAAGUCUUGAUUGUCAGAGCGCCUGCACAUCUUUUGUCUUUUAGACUGGUACAUAAGAGAAAUAGUAUUUUGACUAGAGAAGAGAGCUCUAUCAAACACAGCUUCGUUCUGCAGUUAUCUGACAAUUAAAGCUUCAGCGUGUAGCAUUUAGGGGCAUCUGUUGGCAGAAAUUGAAUAUAAUACUCAUGAUUAUGUUUUCAUCAGCGGAUUAUCACCUGAAUCAUGUUUUAGUCAGCUUUUAAUGAGCUCUUUACAUCAACAUAGGACACAGGUUCUCUGCUGCAGUAGCCUGGAGGAGACAAACCAAACGCCAGCUCUAGAGAGGCCUUUGCACAUUUUUGCUUCAUCUGAAGGCCACCGUAGAUUCCAAUACAUGUUUGGGAAUGGAGGUGAGAGCCGAGUGGUAUUCAGGUGGUUGCAAUUUUCAACCUCACCACUAGAUGACACUAAAUUCCACACGCAGCUUUAAAUUCAAAGGUCGCUUUAGGUCCUCGUUUUAAGGUUGCAAUUACCAGCCAGCUUGCAAUGAGAAGUGCAGGUUUUUUAAUCAGAGUAGACCAGUAGAAAAAGUUUUUUUCCAUUUUCCAUCCUUAAGCCCCCUCACUCCUACUGGUCUAUAAUUCACUGGAAAUUAUUUAAACUAGUACACUUUUGUUCCUUAGGAAAUAUUCAUUUCAAAGACUGAGAUUUCCACUUGAGAAUCUGAC